CCGUGACGUAAUAGCUUCUUCAAUCUGUCAAAGUGGUAGCUCAUGGAAGUUCUUGCAAGAUCAGUACUUAAGAUAUUGAAACACCUACCGGAAUUGCAAGUAAAGUACAAACAUGACUUCCCAAGUGAGCAUUGAUCAAUUAGACAAGGAUCAGAUAAAAUCGUUCUCCGAUUUCCUGCUAUCGUACAAUAAACUGUCGGAACUGUGCUUCGUCGAUUGUAUCAGUGAGUUCACGGGUCGGACGGUGUCCGAUAAGGAGGAAAAGUGUUCCCUCAACUGUAUGGAAAAGUUCCUGAAAAUGAACCAGCGGAUAUCGCAGCGUUUCCAGGAGUUCCAGAUGUUGGCCAACGAGAAUGCUCUGGCAGCAGCUCAGAAGUUGGGUGCUAAAUAGUAAUGAGCUUCUAUCGAAUAAUUUAGCGUUAGCUGAUGUUGAUUUUAUUGUGAAAUAGUUUGAUCCAAAUACAUUAUAAGGAUAAGAUGUA
This is a messenger RNA of Malaya genurostris, 482 nucleotides long. RefSeq names its product mitochondrial import inner membrane translocase subunit Tim9 (gene Tim9a). The transcript has 2 exons. The record is from RefSeq and is a predicted model, not a curated record. Lineage: Eukaryota; Metazoa; Arthropoda; Insecta; Diptera; Culicidae. Bases 113 to 391 code for a protein of 92 amino acids.